UAUUAGCAACUAGACACACAAUUUGUAUAACUAUGUCUUUAGCUGACCAAGAUUCAACAAAAACCUUUUGCCUGGACUCCUAUUAUGUUUCAGAAGAUCUGGGAUUCAUUCUGCAGGAGCCUUUGACAGAGCUCCCACCGUACUACCUGCCAUGGAUGGAUAUUGCCCUCCAUCUCCCAGAGCUGGUGCACUCCCGUGAGCUGCGCUCUCGUGUGAACAGGAUGCCACUGCUGAGCAGCCAGUAUCUGCAAACACACAGAGAGCUGCGGCUGGCCCACCUGGCUCUAGGCGCUACAACCAUGAGCUACGUCUGGCAGGAGGGAGAGGACAACACUGUCAAAGUCCUGCCACGGAACUUGGCUGUCCCAUACUGGGAGGUGUCACAGAGAUUAGGUCUUCCCCCUAUCUUUAUACACGCUGAUGCAGUCUUGGCAAACUGGAAAAAACGGGAUCCAGAAAGGCCUUUUGACAUGGAGAACUUGGAUUUGGUGGUCAGACUGCCAGGGGGAGACAGUUUGAGGGGUUUCUUUAUGGUCACUCUCUUGGUGGAGCUUGCUGCAAUUCCAGCACUUAAGAGCAUUCCUACAGUGUUCAGAGGAGUGAGCUGUGGGCACACUGAGGCUGUGGCUCAAGCUCUGCAGGACAUCAGCAAGUCUAUACACGACAUGACCGAGGCAUGCAAACUUAUGCAUGUGUAUGUCGAGCCUUCUGUUUUCUAUGGUGUUAUAAGGAUCUACUUGUCUGGUUGGAAGGACAAUCCCAGCAUGCCCAAUGGUCUAAUCUAUGAAGGAGUCCAGCCUGAGCCUCUGGAGUUUUCCGGAGGGAGUGCAGCACAGAGCAGCUUAUUACACUGUUUAGAUGAACUUUUAGGCAUCAAGCAUGAAGCCAAAGCUGGAGUCUUUCUCUCCCGUAUGAGGGACUACAUGCCCCCUGCUCACAAGCAAAUGAUCCAGGACAUCUCUAGGCAGCCAUCUUUAAGGAAUUUUGUACAAGAACAAUGUGAUGAAGAGCUAAACCAGGUCUUUCAGCUUUGUGUGACCAAGUUAAUUGAGUUUCGAAACUACCAUAUAAAUAUUGUGAGUCGCUAUAUAACGGUACCUGCUGCCCGUGCCCGCCAGCUACGCUAUGAGAAGAACACUAAAGAAGAACUGAUCCGCAAAGCACCCACGGCCCUGGAGGAGAGGGGCACCGGCGGCUCCAGCAUCAUGAGUUUUCUUAAGACAGUCCGGGACGAAACUAAACAGGUCUUCCUACCUGUCAACAAGAAUUAGGUUACUGUUCAAAUGACGUCUUUUGGACAGAGAAGCAUCAAGCUGCAUCUGGCUUUGUUCAAACCACAACUUAAUAGACUUGACAGACAGCCAUGACUUAGCCCAAACCAUAAUUCAAACCAUUUCUGUUACUUUCCAUUAAGUUUGACCACUAAUUUUAUCUUCAGGCUCAAAUGCAAUGAACAAAUGAUUACAAAAUGAGAGAAAAUUGCUCACUGUCUACGAAAGGCAAAUUCUUAACCUUGAAACGAUACAAGUUAUAGUCUGUAUUAUUCAUCUUGACUUUAAAGUGCUUUUAUACCGUUAUAUAAGUUGUAUAGCACAACCAAAGACCUUCAUAUUGUGAGGCAAGAUGCUAGAAAAAAAGCUAUUUUGUCAAUGCCUGUCUUCUACCAGUUUG
Messenger RNA from Periophthalmus magnuspinnatus, 1671 nucleotides. It is a transcript of the gene ido1, whose product is annotated as indoleamine 2,3-dioxygenase 1. Lineage: Eukaryota; Metazoa; Chordata; Actinopteri; Gobiiformes; Gobiidae. Gene Ontology annotation, cellular component: cytoplasm. The record is from RefSeq and is a predicted model, not a curated record. The transcript is spliced from 10 exons. Gene Ontology annotation, molecular function: indoleamine 2,3-dioxygenase activity; heme binding; L-tryptophan 2,3-dioxygenase activity. Gene Ontology annotation, biological process: 'de novo' NAD+ biosynthetic process from L-tryptophan. The coding region runs from base 33 to 1271 and encodes 412 amino acids.